Molecule: messenger RNA, 6668 nt
Organism: Paramormyrops kingsleyae
Lineage: Eukaryota; Metazoa; Chordata; Actinopteri; Osteoglossiformes; Mormyridae
Source: RefSeq, a predicted model, not a curated record
GAAGCGGCGUCCGGACGUCUUGGAACCUCGUCUGACAACGGGAUGUAACCGCGAGCCGUGGGGAUUUGAUGGGGGAUGCGCUGAUCCCUCGAGUUAAGGGUGAGCAGAUUGACUGCAUCACAACGGGCCGGAUCGCAAGCUCUGCAGGUCCCUGUGAUGUUGACCACUUCUGCCAGUACCAGUCUGAGAGGGGGGCAGCGUCCAUCCCUGCCAAUGUCCGGCCCGUGUCACCUCCCCCCGCUUUACCAGGAGCGUACUCCCAGAGCAUCCAAAGAGCCACACUGGGAAGAGAGAAGAGCGGGUGACAGGGACCUGGACACUGAUACUUGCAGGCCAGGGAGUUUCACGAGUCACGUCAAAGCGCGUUGUGGACAGACGUUGGUUUUGGCCACCCGUUCAGGAGAGGAUCGUAUGGAGUCAGAGGCUGUCCCACUCAGUGCCUGUCACAAAAGUGGACACGUGGACUCUGGUAGAACUAGACAAAUGAAUGGAAGUACUUCAGAAGUGCAGUGUGUUCACAUGGACGAUCACGUCGUCAAAUGUAGCUCUCAAGAUAAGGAUGUAGCGACAGGUGUGACCUCGGAUUCUGUGGCGCACCCUGUUGGCCCGGUGGUGGAAGGGCUGGGUUCGCUGGAGCGUCUCCUGACGGCCCACCAGGAGGAGAUGAAGCGGCUGCUGGCGGGGAGCCUGGGGCCCGUGUGCAGGCGGCUGGAGGCAGUGGAGCAGCGGGUGGGCCAGUUGUGUGAGCAGAGCGCCACCCAUAGCACUGACAUGGCACUGCUGAGUGGCCGCAUGGAUGCGUUCUGUGACAGGCUGAUGGCAUCGCAUGUCACCGUGACAACAGGCGCCAGAACCAGUGUAUGGGAGGGAGGAGAGAGAGCCGCCCCCGGCGAGCUGGCGUCACGGAGAUCGCAUCCCUGUGGCAACCCGGUUGCUGUGGAAACGGACACGGAUGAGGGAAGCGUCGGGGAGCUGGGCAGUGGCUCGGGCGAAGCUGAGGCGUCACGACAUGAAAUAGGGGGCAGCGGGGAGGAUGUGAUGGGGGACACAGAGCCCCUGGAAACGAGGACGCCUCCUGCGGGGACAUCAGUGCAGUGCAUGCUGGGGAACUAUUCACCCGUGUCGGAUUUCGAAGACCUGGAGGAGGAGCUGGGUACCCAGGAGGUGACUGAUUGUGGGGUGUGGCCAGAAAACGUGGGGCUGGAGGCUCCAAAAGCCGCAGCCUGUGAGGAGACCCCCGCUGUAGUGCAACAGACUGUCACUGGGAGCACCACUGAGCCAGCUACCUGCCCCGGAUCCUGGGCGGAGUGGCAGGGAUCUCGCGUCCAGCGGUCCGGACCUCCUUUGGAGAUCCAGGUAUCUUCUAACCCGGUCGAGUCCUCCACGGAUCCGUCUGCCUCGGCCCCUAACGAGAUGAGGACAUUUGAGCCGGAUAGUGCGCUCGAUGACCUGUCACCCCCGUUGGCCAACAUGGAGGACCGCAUGGUUGAACACGCGUCUACAAAAGACUUUCUCUCGUUUGCUGGGCCGGUGGCAGAAUCCUCAGCCACAUUCAUGGUCCUGGCUGAACCAUGUGGGGUUCGAACGGCCCCUCCAUCCCCCCAGCCAAUGCUUGUGCAGUUCCAUAGGCCCGGUUCUGUGGAGGGGAGCGGCGGGAGGACUGAGAUCCCAGAGGGCUUGGCGACAGACUGCCAAGAACCAGGAACCAUGGAAAAUAGGGAGGAAACGACAGGGCUGAUGAGCGGGGAAGCGGCAGAAGCAUCAGUAUGUGCUGUGGCGUUACCUUUGUCGUCGGACAGCAAUGCCUGGAGUCGGCCAGCAGAGGGAGCCUGCUGGCAGAGCAAAGGCCUUAGCGAUGGAAAUGAGGUGCAGUGGGGAGGGCAGGAAAUUAAAAUGUGGACCAGUCCCUAUUUCAAGCCCCGGACCUGGAACACGCAGGGGGCGCAGACGUUGCCGCUCUGCUCGUAUGCGCAGCUGGGACGCAGGUGUAGCAAGCCAGCCCUUGGCCCCCACCUGGAAUGCACUUUAGCCAACGCACUGCUGCCCCAGCGUGCGACCGCCAAAGCACCCGAGGGAGGCGUCCUGCUCCCUGCUGCCCUCCCUGUCGCUCCCUUCCGCCCCCCGCUCACCCCCCUCCCCGGCCUUGCUAACAAUGCCCACAAGCUGCUCAUUCUUGGCGUCGGUUCCUUGCCCCAUGAGAGCCGCCCUCUGCUGCAGUACUUGUCGGAGAUCGCCAGGCGCCUGUUCCCCCACAUCCAGUCCCCCGAGCCGCUGUCCGCCGUGUGCCGCAGCACCCCCUACAGGCUGCGGGGUGUAUGCCCAUCCUUUGGCGCCCGCCUCAAGCACUGCUGGAGCCUGCAGCGGCCAUCGGCCAGGCACUCCCAGCUGAAGGGGACGAAUCUGGCCCACGGCUCGGCUCUGCCAGACCUGGACACCGGAGCGAUCCGGUCGUGGAAGCCGCUGGUGACAGUGGGGAGUCUGCUGCUGACUCCGCUGGAUCUUGGUCCCUUCAUGCCACGCUGCCCCUCGCAGGGGGAGGUCCUGGAGGUCCUGCCUCCGCCCAGCCUGUCCCAGCUGUUCCAGGCUGCCGCCGGCCCCCCCACCGCCUCCCCAUCGACCCCACUGAGCCGAGGCUGCUUCUAUAAGCCCGGCCUGCACACGGCCCUGGCGCUGUCCUCGCCAGCCUCUCUGCAUCUCCUGGCACGGCAGCGGCGCCCCCACCCACUAGCGCCCCCCGGGUCCUCCAGCCCACACUGUGCCCUCAGCCGCCUCCUGCCGUCCCGAGACACGCUGCCACCCCUAGCGCCUCUCGCCGACCACACUGGCCUGUCCGGCAUGGACGACGACCACAGCUAUUCCUGGUGCUCCGGUCAAGAUGUCCAUCCCGACAGGACUUCCGCAGAAAUGAGCAGUGCGAUCAGCCUUUUGGACAGUCCAGCGCCCCCCACUGGACUGGAGCUGCCCCCUAGCGUGAGCCCCAGCAUGCCUAACGGCGACACAAGAGAGAUGGCCCACAGCUUCCGUGACCGCACCGAGGUCGAGUUUCCCGUACUGCCUUCUUGCAGGUCGAUGGAGGAGGGGGCACCGUUCGAAAAGGUCGUGGGUCCUCAGCCUGACCCACGUUCCAAGAGGGUCUCCCAGAUCCGCAUCCGCAAGACCGUCCCCAAGCCGGACAAUAACCUCACCCCCAUGGGGCUUCCCAAACCAAAGAGACUGAAGAAGAAGGAAUUCAGCUUAGAGGAGAUUUACACCAAUAAAAAUUACCGCUCCCCUACUGGCAACAGGUCCCUGGAGACCAUUUUCGAGGAGCCCAAGGAGAAGAAUGGGGCGUUGGUGUGCAUCGGGCAGCAGAAGCGCAAGCGUGUCUUAGACUUCCCCGACUUCACGCUGCCGCGAAAACGGCGGGCACGGGCCGGGGUGGGGCCAACACGGGUGAAGGUCACACGGGGGCGUGGCCGCAGGGAUCGUCCCGAUGAUGCCGACCUCGACGUCAUGCUGAUCGAGAGACUCAGCGAGCUGGAGGAUUACUUCUCCCGCCAGGGGUUGGAGGACUGAGCGGGCUAUGCCAGUACGGAAUGUUCUGGAUCUUACCCUGAGUGUGUUAGCCGAACCCUAAAGCUCGGCUCGUAAUAGGAAAUGAGAGUGAGUCUGUGUUUUCAUAAGCUGUUCUGCUCUGAAACACUUUGUGUCCAUGAAGCCACACAAGUCACAGUAUUGAGAGAGCAACACAAAGACUGCACUCUUUAACACUUUUUUGCUAGAUAGCCUCUCGCCUCUUAGCCGAGCCGUGGAAUCGUGAGACACGCGAUGUCUAGCGUCGUUCCGUUUUCACCAGAUCCGACGCAAAUGGCCGACCAGCUAGUGCGUAUGUUGGAUUUUGGAGAGAUGCGGCUUAAUAUCUGGCUUAGAUUUUAGGUGUUAAACCCGAUGACACAGGAGAAUGUUAAUAUUUACAUGCAGUCACAUAACAGGCUUUUUAAAAGCAGUGCACGCGCAUGGCGUGAUGCGUACAUAACAUGUUACAGAUGCUGUUGCUUCGUUCCUGCAUUUUCUUCCGACUUGCCUCCCCCCACAUCCCCCUGGCCCACCACCACCUUGCGAUGUCCAGCUGCUGGGGUCUCACAGGGUAUCUGUCCACAGUUGGGAGGUGCCAGUCCCUCUCCCCCCGAACCGUGCCCCUCCCACCCUGUUUUCCAAACCUGUGUCGCAGCUGGUGCAGAAGUUAUCAUGUCCAUGGACAGAUACUUGAAGGACAUCCAAAGCGUCUAUGUCCGGACACUCAGACCUUAGGAGGUGGGACAUACUUGGAUAUGUGGGUGUAACAGAGACUCCAGUGAGUCUGUAGGGUUUGGUGAAAAGGUGUUUUUAUUGUAGUAUCUGGGGAAGCCAACGUCUUCCACUUCCAUUGUAUUUGCUGCAGUGUGGUUUGUGGUAUAGGAAUGCCCCCCCCCAUCUGCAUUUUAUCUGCCAUUUUGACAGCUGCCUGUCAUUUCUAGCAACUGUAAAAGCCAUUAAAAGCUUAUAAAUAUAGUCAUCCCCUUAAUGAGUAUUGUACCCGUAAGAAUUGGUUCCCUGGAAUUGUGAAGCCUGUUGGUUUUAAUGCUGGAAUUCGGGGGGGGGGGGGCAUUUACUCUGGGAUGAUACCUGCUUUGUCGUUCACCUCGUUCACCCCUGCAUUGGCUGAGUGAAACGUGUAGUGGUGCAGGACUUUUUGCAGUUGCAUCCCUAUGCCUAUAGGCAUCACGCAUGCACUUUUUUCUGAAAAUUCAUUGGCACGUGUAUUAGUGCAUCAUUGGCAACGUUACCUUUCUGGUCGGUUCCCAUUUUCAGAUUCUAUCAUGGGUGGUAUCCACAGGUUUAAUAGAUGCCAUUAUUGCAAACACUGCAGAAGUGUUUCAAUGCCAAAACUAAUUAGCGUGGGUUUUACGCUAAAUAACCAGAAUGCCUGGUUAUGAGUCAUUUGUCAGUCGGUUAUAAGUGAGAACUGUCAAGUGACAGUUUUCUCAGCGAGACGGCUCUCUGGGCGAGACCUCAGGAAGCAGCCUUGUGUUGACCCUGCCAUAUUAAGCACAGGUAUUUGGAUGGUUUGUGCACCUGAGAAGCUGUAAUGAAAGUAUACAAAAGCCAAUUAGAGAACUGCAGUAUGUUUCCUCCCUAUUUCCUUUAGAUUAGGGGUGUCAAACUCCAGUCCUGGGGGGCCGGAGCCCUGUGUAACUUAGUUCUUUUCCUGUUCCACCACAAAUGAUUCAGCUCAAGAGCUGUGUGGUAAUUAGCACAAGAAGUUGAAUCAGGUGUGUUAAAUGAGGGGAAACCCAAAAAUGUGCAGGGCUCUGCCCCCCCAGGACUGGAGUUUGACACCCCUGCUUUAGCUUAUGCCUCACUCCAAGUAUCAAAGAUGAGCAAAGACCCCCUUUGCUGACGUGCCUGUUGUGUGUGUGUGUGUGUGUGUGUGUGUGGUGGUGAUCCCUUUUGCUUAAUGCUGCUAUCCCCCCCAUCCCUGAGUGCUGAGAUUUAAGAUCUGCUGACUAAUGCAUACAGUACAAGUAGGAACUUACCUACGUAUCGAAGGUGUCAUAUGUGGGAGGGAGAUUAACUUUUAAUUUUCCACCCAUGUGUCUCUGACGGGUGUUUGCAAACUGCGUUGGCAGUUUAAUGCCGAAAUGUGCCUGAGGCAACCGCAGUGCAGUAAAAAGAGAGGGUGGACCGUUUGUGUCACUGCAUGCGUCAUUCCUGUCAGUGCACGCUGUGAUUUACUGUGUAGCACAUCUGCUUUUAAGUGACAGGUAAAAUUUACACUGAUGAACAUGAAUUUACACUGAUGAACAUGAAUUUACACUGAUGAACAUGGUCUUUUCCAGAGAUUCUGGUGGAAAAGCUUUGGCGCCGGGUUAAUGAGCAUCAUGUCCUGUAAAAUACAUCUAGUCCCAUCUUGUUUCAUACCAGCCGUACACACUUUGUGAAAAGAGCAGACCUGUACGCAGGUCUUUCAUCAGUAUAGCGACUUACCUUUCAUUGCUGGUAGGGCUCCAAGUUACCUACAUUGGUAUCGACUCAAAUCCAGUUUUGGGGCAGUGGCUCAGUGGGUUAGGACACUGUGCUUGUGAUCGGAAGGUUGCUGGUUUAAAUCCCAGUCUCAGCAGAGUGAUCUCGCCAUCGGGCCCUGGAGCAACUUUAGGCAUCAAGAUCCAGCUACAGUACAGUCUCGCAGAGGUUCAUUUUGGCACUGAGGGUGUUUAAACCCCCUCCCCCCCUUUAAAUGUCCCACACCUAGAUCUUUGUAUGUGUUGAAGUGAUUUUUUUUUUCCUGCUGAUCAACCCCAAAGAGUCACAUACCUGUUAAAUAUUGCCGUGUGUUUGUCUCUGUAGCAGAACUUGAUACACAUGGUGCGUAUGUGAGUGUUUGAGGUUAGUGUGUAGUUACUCUAUGCUAAGCACCUUGUACUGUGUUGUCAGUCAUAACAGCUAUGCUGUGUGUAUCAAAUAUAAAAUACUUGUGAUAGUGAUACAUUUUAAAUCAUGUGAUUGAUUUGAAUAUUUGUAUUUGGUUGUCAUCAAUUGCCUGUUAAUUUACCUUUUUUAAUCGGCACAGACCAACACUAAGCAUUAGUAUUGUUAAUAACUGUGAUUUUAAUUUUUAAUAAAAUGAAUAAAAUGUUAAAUUACCUUUA